Alternaria metachromatica is the source of this 2220-nucleotide messenger RNA. RefSeq lists its product as uncharacterized. The record is from RefSeq and is a predicted model, not a curated record. NCBI's taxonomy places the organism in Eukaryota, Fungi, Ascomycota, Dothideomycetes, Pleosporales, Pleosporaceae. Gene Ontology annotation, molecular function: protein serine/threonine kinase activity; ATP binding. The transcript is spliced from 6 exons. Bases 1 to 2220 code for a protein of 739 amino acids. Gene Ontology annotation, biological process: peptidyl-serine phosphorylation; intracellular signal transduction.
AUGAAGGUCAUCAGAAAGUCGGAUAUGCUUCGCAAUAGCCAAGAGGGACAUUUGCGAGCAGAGAGAGACUUUCUAGUCGCGUCGGAGAAUGCGCGAUGGGUAGUUCCCCUCAUUUCUGCUUUCCAGGACAACAACAACCUCUAUCUCGUCAUGGAAUACAUGAUGGGCGGCGACUUCCUAGGUUUACUUCUUCGUGAAGACAUCCUCGAUGAGAACGUUGCAAAAUGGUAUCUUGCGGAGAUGAUAUUGUGCAUCGAGGAGGCACACAAGAUGUACUGGAUCCAUCGCGAUGUCAAGCCCGACAACUUCCUCAUCACUUCGUCUGGUCAUCUCAAGAUCUCGGACUUUGGCCUAGCCUUUGAUGGGCACUGGGCUCACAACCAGACGUACUACAAUGAGCAACGAUACGGUCUACUCCGCGACUUGGAUCUACAUGUCAAAGGCGACGCACAAGACGUUGAAGAAGACAAGGAUCGAUCUGACGCUCGCAAAACCAUGAAUCUCAUCAAUGGGAGCGCAGCGGCCCGCGGCCGUUACCAUACCAGACAAGACUCAACGCAUGGACCUAUCAUCGACUGGUUGAACCGAGAGCAGAGGCGUGAAUUCGCCAAGAGUGUUGUUGGGACGAGCCAAUAUAUGGCACCAGAGGUCAUACGAGGCGAAAGCUACGACGGUCGCUGUGACUGGUGGAGCAUUGGCAUCAUACUAUACGAGUGCCUUUACGGUUGCACGCCCUUCUUCUGCGACAACCGUCAAGCUACAAAGAUGCGCAUACUCGAUCAUAGGAGGUGGCUGCGAUUCCCAUCUGACCAGCGUUAUGCUCGUCCCAACAUCGACCGCGUACCACUCAUGCCAGUCUCACGCAACGCAAUCGACCUCAUGAUGCGACUGCUCGAGGACAGACAAGACCGACUCUCAGCUAAGCGAUACCGUGAGAACGACUGGGCCCUCCGCGACAAAGCUGCUGGUGCGCGCCGCAAUCGUAACGUCAACACCACCGGUCACAUUGUUUACCCCAACGAUGCCGAAGACAUCAAGUCGCACCCGUUCUUCCGCAACAUUCAGUGGUCACAACUGCAUCUGACUCGUCCACCAUUCGUACCACGCGUUCACGGCGGUCAGCCAAUCACCAAAUACUUCGACGAUGAGGCCGAGAUCAUGAGCGCGUCUGAUCAUCUCGACUCUUCGAGCUACGAAGCUCUCGGAGGGCUGGCAGACCCUGCAGUAGAAGGACAAGUUGGUGGGGAUGAUGCUACAUCCCCGGUCCAGCCGACUGCCCAGCAUGAUGGUGCAGCAACGCCAGCUCAAGAAGGGUUUGCCAAGUCAUUGCGUGACAUGAAGAGACGCAAAAGGGAGAAGAAACGACCGCGUGACAAGCUUCUUCGAGAUCCAGAUGUCAGUCAAACUGUUCUGGAAAUCAGGAAGAAGGGUGCUUUCGUAGGCUACACCUAUCGCAGGCCUAGGUUCUCUUUGCUAGACUUGGAGGACAAGAUCGCUGCAAGACCUCACAUCACACUAAACGUGGUCAAAAUGUGGAACGACAGCAAGAUCAACUACGCGUGCAAGAAGAUCUUCACCAAGGAAGGCUACAAAGUCGAGGACAUUGAGAUGUUCGAGGUUGAGUACGAAGAUUGCUAUGAGAAACCAUGGGUCAUGUGUCGCCACAAAGACGCUUGGUACCAACCCGACCUCAUGAACUUCUACAUCGGCCUGAUUCCCGUUAAUAUGCGACGCUUCAACCGCCACUUCAUCGCGCUGCCAGCUGAUGACAAAGGUGGUCGAGAUAUUUACAACGACUACGACACUAUAGUCUGGAAAGGACAAGCCAGCCUACACAAUAUCAUCGCCGAGUCCGCAAGGUCAAUGGGCCAGUACGUAGGCGGAGGCUUUGGCAUCUGGAGUUCCGGUACUCUCAUGUGGUCCGAUCAGACGUGGUCUGACCUCGUCGAAAACAACGCGACCGCGGUGAUGAACCCUACGUCUCAGAUUUCUCUCGAAGAGGCAUUUGCUCAGACUAUGGUGCUUGCCCUCGCGGAGUUUUCGGGCAUACCUUUGGCUUCUUUCAUCCCCGAGUAUGAGAAGAUUCGGCAGGUGGUCUUCACUUUGUGGGAGAGCUUCAUGUGGGUCUUGACUGCUAAUGACCAGGUAUUUUGUCAGGAGAGGAUCUUGGAGGAUAGUCCGGCGGGUUUGCCAAACCAGCUUCCUGACAUUAAGGUCUAG